AUGUCCUUUCCUACCGAUGACCCUUCACAGCUGUCUUUCGAAGGAGAUUUUCCCUUGGACGAAAAUACCGAUGGAGGUGCCCGCCGAAACCCUCGAACCAAUGCUGCAACGGCGGCUUCUGCUGCCGGAGUACGUGCCCUUAGCGCCCAGGCUGUAGCUUUCUAUUUCCGCGCUCCAGUCAAGGCCUUCUUCCGCACCCGCGUGGACUACAUGGUUCUUGCUCGAGCCAUCAACCCUCGACUUGCAGAGGGUGCAGCCUGGUCAUGGAAAACUACUACACCAGGACUGCUCGCGCAUGCAGUGCGCAUCUAUGGCUGGAGAUUUAUUCCAUAUCAAGUUUUGCCGCCUUUGGUUGCAAACGUUAGUGUUGGAGCUGUUCUAUACACGUCGUACCUUCAGAUUCUAAGCAGUUUGCAUGGACCGACAUCAAUGGCAAAUAAGCGCAUAUAUCCACCACCCUCCCCUCUUGACACAUUUACCGCUGGUUUUGCUGCAGGUACUAUCCAAUCUGUCAUUGCCGCGCCGUUGGAUGCUAUUCAAGCACGCUUCAAAUCGGAUGAACUGCUUAAUGGCAAACAUAGGAGUGCUUGGCACCACUGGAAAAAUAAAUUAAGCGAAAUCGGACUGAGAGGAACAUUUUCUGGUUGGAGUCUAUCCUUCCUAAAAGAUAGUUUCGGCUCGGCACUCUUCUUUUGCUUAUUCGAAACGGUGAAAUCCCAGGGGUAUUAUUCCUUUGUAACGCGCUACUACGGCUCUCUACAACCAAUGGUGGUAGAGAAAUUAUCAACCACCGCAAAUCAUCCUGGUGAUAUCCCGGUGAUUCGACCACAUUAUGCACUUGAGCCAUGUUUCUUGAUGCUGGCAGGAGUAACGGCAUCGAUCGGACAACAGGCUGUGUUACACCCGAUCGGACUAGUUCAGAGUGUGUACUACAGGCGGUUGGAGCAGCUGGACUGCCGGCUGAGCCGAGUGCAGUCGAAUCGAGACCUGAUGCAACGCCGGCUUGAUGCAUAUCAAGAGACGUUUGAGCGGUGCCGACAGCGAGCGCAGCGCGCUGAGGGUUGGAGGGCGUGGUUAUUUCGUGGGUUCCUUUGGAAUACCAUCCGGCAGGUGCCUAGCACAAGUGCAGGGCUUGUGAUUUUCGAACUGGUGCGGCGGAAGUAUGGACUUCCCGCCGAGGCCAUCCAUAUCAAAAAGGACGGCUAUGACAUUCUUCUGACAUGA
This is a messenger RNA of Ophidiomyces ophidiicola, 1224 nucleotides long. RefSeq lists its product as uncharacterized. Gene Ontology annotation, biological process: mitochondrial L-ornithine transmembrane transport. The record is from RefSeq and is a predicted model, not a curated record. Gene Ontology annotation, molecular function: L-ornithine transmembrane transporter activity. Bases 1 to 1224 code for a protein of 407 amino acids. The transcript is spliced from 4 exons. Lineage: Eukaryota; Fungi; Ascomycota; Eurotiomycetes; Onygenales; Onygenaceae.